Messenger RNA from Condylostylus longicornis, 4194 nucleotides. It is a transcript of the gene Rad1, whose product is annotated as cell cycle checkpoint protein RAD1. The record is from RefSeq and is a predicted model, not a curated record. The transcript has 3 exons. Gene Ontology annotation, cellular component: nucleus; checkpoint clamp complex. Lineage: Eukaryota; Metazoa; Arthropoda; Insecta; Diptera; Dolichopodidae. Gene Ontology annotation, molecular function: 3'-5' exonuclease activity. Gene Ontology annotation, biological process: DNA repair; DNA damage checkpoint signaling. The coding region runs from base 558 to 1436 and encodes 292 amino acids.
CAACUUUUCACGAUAAUCGGCCAAAGAAGUAUUUUUUACUUUAAUUAUUUCAACAUACAUAUUUUAAUUUAAUGUCUGCAACAGAAAAUAUAGGAUUUUCAAAUUUACUUGAUAAGGCGCUUUUAAAAAUUGAGGAAGAAUUUGAAUCAUCAAAUAAAACUUGUCCAAAUAAGUUUUUCAGCUCGCAAAAUUUAUUAGAAUUAACAGCAGUCUUUGGAGAAAAUCUUUUAGAGAGUGCUUUUCAUAUACUGGAUACAAGAACCAUAACUCUUUACCAAUUACCCAAUAUUUUAAAAACUUCAAAAGCAGCAGAACUUUGUGAAAUUCAAGGAAAUCAAAAGAGUGUGACUUAUCUUCUAUUCCCAGAAAUAAAUUUUUGCCGUUGUCCAGCAUUUGAAUAUCAAGUGUUAGCAGAUAAUAGAUCAAGUUUCACUUGUAAGCAUGUACUUGCUUUAAAAUUAGCAAAAAUCUUGGGAAAAUAUAGGGUAAUCACCUUAAACAAAGAACAAUUUAAUUACAUGUUAUUACAAGUUAAAGAUUAUUAGAAGAAGUGGUUGAUGCAACAUUCCAAAAUUUUAUAUAGGAAAGGAUUGUUGAAGGAUUUAAAAAUGUUGACGCAGUCUCAAAUUUCACAAUUAGAAUUUGUUGGAAAAUUGGAUAGUAUCAGAGGCUUGUUUACAGCUUUAAAAUCAAUUAAUUUUACUGAGGAUGCUUUAUUUCAAUUUACAAGAGAAGGUUUGCGUGUUAUUGUUGAAAAUUCAAAUUUAAUUCAAGCUAAUGUUUAUAUUACUAAAGAGUGUUUUUCACAAUAUUUACUACCAACAAAUACUGUUAUUCGAUUAAAAAUUAAUUUAAAUAUUAUAACAGAAUGUCUAAGCAUUUUCUCGACAGUAGAUUGUAGUAUGAAAAUGGUGUACAAAGGUGAAGCAACACCAAUGAUAUUAGUUUUCGAACAUCACGGGGAUGAGGAUUGGUUAACAGAAUGUUCUAUCAAAACAAAAACAUAUGAAGAGCCGAUUGGGUAUGCUUUAAAUGAGGAUAGUUCAACAUAUAAUUGUAUAUUAUUAAGGGGACCAGAUUUUGCGAGUUUUAUAAAUGAUAUUGAUAAAAGUGCAGAAAAGUUACAGAUAUUUAUAUCUGACAAAGAACCUCAUUUCAAAAUUGAGACAUUUGGUGUAAUGCAAUCUGAAUCAUGUUUUGAGAUUGCUCGUAAUAGUGACAUCAUAUUACAAUUUUUAUGUAAAAAAUCAAUCGAUAACUGUUAUAAGUAUUCUCAUAUAAAGAUGUUUAUGAAAUCUUUGUUAGCAUCUGGUCAGGUCGCAUUAAAAACUGACGAUACUGGUAUGUUAGAAAUGCAGUUUAUGAUACAACAAGAUGAAAUUGCUCAAAUUUAUAUACAGUUUUUCAUUCCGCCCUUAGCAGAUAUUGAUAAUUAGAAAUUAGAUAUCUGUACAAAUAAAGUCCAAAAAAUGUUUCUUCAUAAAAAUUUUAAAGAAGGAUGUUUUUAUAAUGCAACAUGUUUUCGAAAUUAGAACUUAAAUAGUUUAGACAAUAGAAAGACGCAGCUGCGAUAUUUUAUUAUUUCCAGUUAACUGAAAUAUAAAUUUAAAUAUUUUAUUAAAGUAAUAACAAAAUUUAAAAGAAAAUUGUUCUAAUAAAUCAUUUAAAUCAGAUAUUGAUUUUAACUACAAAACAAACUGUAAAAUAAAAACUGAAAGUAUUGCGUGUAUGUGUAUCUUAAUAAUCUUGGCAUUGUAGUUAUGAAAUAAGUUGAAAAAAUAAGCCGCGUUAUCAAACACAUUAUUUUAACAGCACGUGCAAUACUUUAUUGUGAAACAGGACACAUUAGAAACUAAGUUAGAACUGAAAUAUUAAAAACGCAGGAAAUAUUUACUAUCUUCAACAUUCAAAAGGUCUUAAUAUUAAAUUGUAUCUUCACGUAGUUCAAACAAAUACCUGUCCUAAUGAGCCAAACAAAAAUUCGUAGUAUAUAAGGCAAACACCUUGCGACACAAAGCAAAUGUAAAUUUUACAGAGCAAUUACUUCUCCAUUGAAUAAAAUGAUGUAUGUAUAUGUAAUUAUGUACACAUACAUAAAUCACUUUAUUUUUUGGAGUGUCUGGAGGGUUGUCAUUGACUUCCCAAUUGCAAUAAUAGAUGGUGUUCGGUUUUUCGAAAACUAAAACCUGCACUGAAAGUUUUGAUUAAAUCUUAAGCUUUAAAUAUUUUCAUACGUACAUGCUUAUAAAUCCGCAGAAACUGCACUUCUAAUUCAUAUUUUUAUAGUAGUUAUAAAAAACUUAAAAUUACUUUAGAAUUCUUAUCACGUUAUUUUGCAGUUUAUAUUAAUCGAAAAAAUUCAUUGUUACACAAUUUAAAAAUUACAAUCACAAGACUCAAUAAUAUUUUGUAUUCCGUAGCACUGCCUUUUCGAACUCAGAGUAUGUUCCGAACAUCUAGAAUUUUAUACAUAUACAUAAUAAAAAUAAUAAUUUUGAAUUUUUAUUUAUAUAGUGAAAUUCCGUAAGUACGUCUGCUUCAGCACUUUUAUUUUAUUAAAAGUCUAACCAUCAAAAAUCGAAUAGUGGCAAAAGGUGGAAACUUUUAUACUCCUGGAAUUGUCAAAGGAGUUGGAUUUGAAAAUUUUUUGGGAACUUUUGACUCGAAGCAAUUUUAAUAUGGCCUUAUCAGCAUGCAACAUAUGUAUUUCGAAAUACAUACAUUUUUAAUGUAUUUAACGUAUUAAGUCGCAUCGGUUUACAAUACUUAUUUCAUUAAGUAUUUGAGUAGGAUAUUUGAAACUAAUUGUGCUUCAUUAAAUGGUUUACAAAAAUGAUAAAAAAAAAGAAAAUUGAGUUUGUACAAGAAAUUAUUCAAUGUAAAAAGAUUUACGCAUAUCUAUUUAUAUUAUUUUAAUGGAAUAAAAGAAUUAUUUUGUUAAGUUAAUAAUUUUUUUUAUAAAUAUAAUUCAUUUUUUCUUUUUUAAUUAUUUUCAUAAUUAUCUAUAUUUAAGUUGUAUAAUAUUAAUAACUAAUUGUUAGUAAUAAUAAUAAUCAGAGUGUGUAUACAGCUGAAGAAGCAUAAAAUAUAUUUUUUACCUUUUAAUCUUAAUAAUUUAAUUCAGAAAAAUCUUUAAUUAAACUAAUUUUUAUUUUCCUUAAAGAUUUCAAUAAAAAUUAACUGAAAGAAUAUAUUAUGGUUGCAAAAUUUUUUAAUACUAAAUUUUUAUAUUUUUGGAACAAUUUUUGUUACUUUAAAUAGCUAUAAUAUUUUAUAAAUCAUUCUUUUAAUUUUUGUGUUCAAACUUAAAAUAUAUUGAAUGUUCUUUGACUACUUUGCUUCAUUUUGCCUAUUAAAUGUAGUCUAUAAAUUUUCUCUUCGAAGUUUUUUAUUUAAAAUUUAAAACAUUAUUUAUAAUGGAUUACUUCUGUGUGAAUUUUUUAAGCAUUUUGUUCACCCAUAUUCGCUUAGAUGCAUCAGUUGAAGUGAUGGGGUGUUAUCAUAAGAGAAUGUAGGUGCAUUUUUAUAAUAUAACUUUAAUGUGAGAGUUCUUAAAUUUAAACUAACAUUAGAAAAAAAUUAACAAAACAUAAUUGAAAAUAGUCUAAAAAAACUGUUACAAGGCAGGAUCAUAAAACGUUUUAUAUAAAUUAUUUUUAUGAAUAAAAAAAGUUCAAAAACUUUCUUAAAAUCAAAUAACUGACAUAAAUAUAAAAAAACAGACAUUUCAAGUAUAAAUUACUUUUUUUCAUUCUGUUUCCUAAGAAUUUUAAUUAAUUCAUUUAAUUUUUUGUAUUUUUUUAGCUAUUUUUUUUAUAUGUAUUCCCUAUUUAAAUUUAUAUAUAUGUAUGUAUAUGUGUAUUUUUUUACAAAUUAUUACUAAGCCUGUAUUUAAAAAUGGCUUUUUUUUUAAUGAUUAUUUUAUUAUAUUUUAUGUCCUUAUAUAUUAUUUUCUUUACUUACUUUAAAUGUAAAUUUAUGGAUUUUAAUGAAAAAAUAAAAUUUAUUAUUUCUCUUUUGAAUGUAAUUUAAAAUUAGUGAAUGUAAUUAAUAUUAGUUUUUGUAAUUUUUUUCCUUUGUUUUUUAAAGUGACAAACCAAUAUAACAAUUGUAAAUUAAUUAAUAUUUGUAUAGAAGCGGUUCUAUAACUAUAGAGUUAUUAAAUAAAAACAAAAACAAUUAUUGAUAAUCAUU